Racocetra persica is the source of this 581-nucleotide messenger RNA. The record is from the annotation of a GenBank genome assembly. Lineage: Eukaryota; Fungi; Glomeromycota; Glomeromycetes; Diversisporales; Gigasporaceae.
AUGGCCAACCUCAAUCAAUCUACCCCGUUAUCCAACCUUAUUAAUCAACUCGCUCCAUUAAUUCAACAACUACAAACCACACUCACUCAAAGUCAAGCAAUAUCACACCAACCUCUAACGCAAAACACCCCAUAUCGAACCCCCAAGAUACUGGGAAAACCCCUGUCCAACUCCUAUUGUCCGUCCUCAGCAUCUACAGCAACGACAUUCUCAAGUUUUUCGGCAUCAAGCCUACUAACCGCAACCAACGCUCUUGAAUCGUAUGACGUUCCCGAAGACGACCCAGAAGUAGAUUUGGAGGACUUAAUUGACGGCUAUCUUGAAGUAUUGGAUACCUGGUUACCCGAACCUAAAAAUACCUGCCCGUCCAAAAUUAAAAAAAAAGAAAAAGGAAUUGGUGUUAAGAAAGCUGAAGAAGAAGAAAUGGAUGAUAGUGGAAAAGACGAUGAUAGGGAGACGAUUUUUGAUGAAAUGAAUAAAAGAAUAAAAUAUAAAAUGGAGGAACCUGUUAGUGAUAAGGAAAUACUAAAUAUCAACAAUGACAGAAACAGAGAUAAGGAAAUAAUUAAAAAAAGUGAAAU